Ciona intestinalis (vase tunicate) is the source of this 1618-nucleotide messenger RNA. Lineage: Eukaryota; Metazoa; Chordata; Ascidiacea; Phlebobranchia; Cionidae. The record is from RefSeq and is a predicted model, not a curated record.
CCCAGACCCCCCAACCUGCCCACCCAUCGCAGCCCCAGGAAAUGGUACCAAGAUGUGCUCGAAUCCGGAUAGCAACUUAAUUCCUGGCACUGAGUGUUGGUUCGAAUGUAAUUCAGGUUUUUACGCUGUGGGUUCAACACACUCUACAUGUGAAUUAAGCAGAAACAAAGAAACAGCCACGUUCACCCCCAAAGCACCAAUAUGCAAACCUCUCUGCCCUCCAAACGCUGUUCUCGAUGUUGUAUUUGCCAUCGAAAUCACAAGCAGUAUGUCUUCUGUUCUUAAACUGAAAAAAAUAGCUGGUGCAGUUAUCAGGAAGUUUAGCAUUGGCAGCACUGAUACUAAGAUUGGGUUGGUUGGUUUCCGUGGUGGCAGCAUCAACCCAAUGGUUUCCCAAUUGAAAGAAAGAAAGACUCAACCAGAUCUUAUCACCUUCCUUAAUGCAUUGACUUUCACAGGCCCAGGUGUUACGGCAACGCCCACAAGUUACAUUCAAAACAGGAUGUUCACUCCAACAAUGGGCGACCGAUUAAACGCUGGUAACGUCAUUGUGAUCAUGCAACCAAAUACUAUCUCCAUAAACAAAGGUGGUACAGUUGUCAACGUAUCUACAUCUUCCGUGUUCGAUGCCGUCGUGGGAGUAGAAGCUGCCAUUCGUAAAUAAUGCUGAGGAUUGAAUGAAUUAAGGACCUGUUGCUCUAUUUCGUAUAGUCGGAAAAUAAAUGCAUCUUGCAAAAUCAAAACAUUUGUUCUUCAAGCAUAUACACAGCUGUAGAAUAGACAAAUUUAAACUACACAGUCCCAUAGUGCAGUCAUGGCGUUGCAGUUGUUUAUCUGCGAAAUAAUCUUAAAAUGAAAAAAACAAUCACCCACAAAGUUACAUAUAGAACACCCGUGACUGUCGUUGCUCCGCCAUGCGAGAAAUAAACAAGCUUCAUUUAUUUAUCAAAUGCGUAGGCUCUGCGCCUAGUUCGGCGGCAUACAAAAUAAUUCUGUAUCUAUUAUUUUAUUGGAAUGCAGGGGAAGGCGGAAACGUCUGAUGCAUUGAGUUUUUUUUAUUUCGAUCAAGUUUUCUCCAGUGACCGAUUCUUGCAGCUGAAACACAAAUUUCACAAGGGGGAAAUCAAAUGUGUUGUUAACCUAUAAUGUCUGUAACGGCCAAGGUUUAAAUGACUCAACUUGCUAUGCUAUACAUGGUUGUUUAAUUGAGCAAUCUAUCCGAAAAAUAUAAUCAUACAAUUAAUAUCCAAUUGGACCCAGCUAAAAUAGAUAUGGCAUUUAUGCAGCCAGACCCUUUCCAGUCUGCAAGUUACAACCAACGAAUUAAUGUGAAAACAGUUAUAGAUACAAGCAUAACAAUCAAUAUGAAAAACCAUACAGGUAAAGAGGUAUACUGGCAAUGUUAUGGAGCAAUACAAACAGGCUGGGUUGUGGCAAGUCGUUAACAUAUAAAUGAGGCAGCAUAGUAUCUAUGAUUGAACAAAGUAAAAACGUCUUCGUGCAAACUAUUCGUUUAAACGCCGCAUCGCUUGUUACAUAAUGAGAUAUGGGGACGUAAUAAUCAGUUGAUGGUUCCAUGUCAAUGUUUGAACAAAAUAGAGAUGGACAUCAAAAUACA